AUGGAGACCUUGCAUAGUCGCCUGACGACUGGGGAGCAGUCCGGAGAUCAAGAACACUGUCAACCGGAGUCUCCUCACCGAGACCUGCAGCCCAAGUCUCCCUCCCAGCCCCGUCAGCAACAGCAAACCGGCUCCCCAAAGCCCCAUGGCGCGCUACAGCAACCCAAACAGUCCAGAAGACAGCAUCCUGAACGAAAGCGUCUCAGGCAUCAGCGGCAGAGCAUUGACUCAGAUACGGUGCUGGAAGACAAACAUGAACCAUCGAAAGCAACCACGGUUUCUAGUUUGUCACCAGGAGUCCCGCCGUCCUCGGCAGGUAGCCCGACCCAAUCCAAACCAGAAACCCAAGAGGGCACCCCAAAACAGAAACGAGAGCGUAAGCCUCAGAGACCAGGAAAAUAUGUCUGCACUUACUGUGGCCGUGCAUGUGCAAAACCUAGCGUCCUACAGAAACAUAUUCGCUCCCACACAGGUGAAAGACCCUACCCCUGCGCCCCAUGUGGCUUCUCUUUUAAGACCAAGAGUAACCUGUACAAACACCGCAAAUCGCAUACGCACAGGGUGAAAGCAGGUCUGGCGCUUGGGGAGCCAAGAUCUCUAGAGGAGCAAGUCACUGAGUCGGAAGACGAAACCCGACAGCUGUCAUCAGCCUCUUCCCACGCAGAAAGACAAAGCAGUGUAGCCUCAAUCAAGAGUCAUGAAACAGACAAGGCCAAAGGUAACACUGCAGGGAACGAUGACUCCUAUGCGGUGAAAAAGAGAUUGGCCUUGCGUCUAAGUAGAGGGAAACAUGCUCCCCAAGAUUCAUCAGAUGAAAAGUCCUCAUCUCUAAUAUUAGGCAGCAAAGGCAGUACAGAAUCCGGCUAUUUCUCUCGCUCUGAAAGUACUGAGCAAUCACAGGACAGUCCCCCGAACACAAGUGCCAAAAGCUAUGCAGAGAUCAUCCUCGGCAAAUAUGGACGUCUCGGACACCUACAGAGGAUGUCCCGUCAUCAAAACCAGCAGCCCUCUGGUCAGAAGGACAAAAGCAUCCCAUUCACAGUGCCCAAGAAGCAGGUCAUUGACCAUAUUACCAAACUCAUCACCAUCAAUGAGGCAGUGGUGGACACGAGUAAAAUUGACAGUGUAAAACCAAGGAGGUUCUCGCUCUCCAGAAAGAAUAGUUCAGAGUCUCAAAAGGGUUCCUCUACGAAGGAACCGCUAAUUCAUAGCCCUAAAACUGGAGAUCUGAGCUAUAAAAACAGUGGCUCCAUCACCAUGGGAGUUCCAUGUGAAAAAUUUCAUCAUCAGUCCCUAAAUGUGGAGCAGCCAGCUGGCCAAACAUCCACCGCCCCUCUGGUGAGAAGUCACUCAAUGCCAUCUGCAGCUAGUUCAUUUGAUACCUCCGGUGGUGGCCCCAGCAAAUUCCGCCUAAGUCAGUCCUUCGAUGAACGGCCGCCUUCGGAAAUAGCAGCGUCCCGUCGUUAUGGGAUGCUAAGACGGCAGCCAGCUAUUGAAAUCCCGCUCGGUGCCGAACUCACAAAAGAGGAACAGGAUGGUUCCCAUCCAUUUUACCCCGACAGCGUAACCACUGUGCCUGACCACAAGCAGAGUCAACCCCAGCCAUACGAGUGUGAGGCCUGUGGCACUGGAUGCAAGGAUUGGGAAGGUUAUAAGAAACACAAGCAAAGCCUGUGCUUAGCGCAUCAUCCCAGAAACGAGGUGGUGAUUAGUCAAAUGGAGUUCUCACAGCUAAUUAACCAUGCUGUCAAAACGGGAGCUUCAGCGGUACGCAAGAGGAGGAAAGAGGAGAGUUUUGAAUUUGAUGACCCCUCUUCUCCUUCGUUACCCUCUCCUGCCCUCUUGUCAGGACAGUGUAAAGAUGAAAGCAGCGUACCUUAUGAGGGCACCAGAAGACCUACACUGCAAACCUGUUCAGUUAUUCAACAUACUAGUUCAUUUGAAAAACAGGAAUCUUUGUGCAACGAGAGUCAAGGCUCCGAGGCGACGAAGAACUCUCCACCUCAUGACGAACAUCAACUAGUGCCUCAGAAACAGCCUCAACAGCAGCCGACGAAACUAGCAACUCGGAAGCUGGUCCGUCAACACAAUGUGCAAGUUCCAGAAAUACUGGUGACGGAGGACUCCAACAUGACCACGGAGAUCUCAGUAGAUCCAACCUCCACAGCAAAACAUUCAGAGAAACCUGAUGAAUUCCAGUGGCCUCAGAGGAGCCCCUCUCUGGCUCAGCUCCCUAUUGAAAAACUGCCUCCAAAGAAGAAGCGCUUACGUCUAGCUGAGGCUGCCCAGUCCUCAGGGGAAUCCAGUUUUGACUCAAUAUCUCUGCCCCGUAGCCCUAGUCAGGACAGUAGUGCCUCCUAUGCAUCCAGUCGUUCCACAUCCUUUGAAGAGUCGAACAGGCCGGACAUGGAGAUAGCAACAUCAUCACCACUGAGGAGGUCUAGAGCUCCCCACAUGCUAACAGUGCCUGGGGUGCAUCAGCACAGAGAGAUGAGGCGGUCAGCAUCUGAGCAGGCGCCUCAUGACCCGCAACUAAGUGUCCUAAUGGCCGAGACCCGCAGUAAGUCUUUUGACUACAGUUGUCUGUCACCGGAGCGCUCUGCGGUCGGCUGGAGGGAAAGAAGAAAAUGUCUCCUUAUGAGACACACUGCUAUCAGAGAUCCAGAUGAGGAGGAGGAAGACCAGUGUGCCAUAUCAAGCCGCAGUCCUGAACACAUCGCAACUAGCACAUCCUCUCAAGUAAGCCAAACCUCUGUGUGCUGCACUAGGUCCCCGUCUUCUCCUUUAUCAGAUCCUCUAAAAGACGAGGCCUCGCGCAUCCAUACAGGACAGCCCCCUCCUCAAGCACCACAGCCCUAUCCUUCACAUGGACCAUCAGGGGCAGCCAGGGCUCGCUACCUCCCCAUGUCCACAGGGUUGAAGCUGGAGAUUCCCCUACAACAUGAUGAUUAUUCAGACAUUCGAGUAAGUCACUCCCACAUCCAACAGUCCGUCCCUCACAUCACGUCCAGUCUGGAGUUACUGCGGCCGGUCACAUCUCCUUCAGUGGCGGUGCGUCUCCAAACGGACACCCUCACCCCAGCAUGUGCCAUAUACACCAUGUUGUCUCAGGCAACUUCCCCUAGGCCCCAGGAGGCAGUCGAUGCUGUUUCACACAACGUAGGUGUUCUGACAUCCGAAUACAGAAACCACAGGAGUCCAGACUUUGAGUUGUGGUCUGAUGAUGGCAUGAGGUUAUCGGGCUCAGGGGGCAACAAGCGCAUGCUUUCCCCUUCAAACAGUAUAGAGAUCCCCCCUGAUCUGCUGUCCAGCACCUGUAACAGCUGGUGCUAUUUGAACUACAUUAAACCAAACCCUUCAGCUCUGGAUGAACAGAAACCCUCGGUCUAUUCAUCGUGGUCCACAAGCAGCUAUGACCCCAACCCACCUGGCCUCUCCAGCAAGACGGCUCUCUCUCUGCUGCACUGUAAGCAGAGGCUCAGUCCCUCCAUCUACACUCUAUCCCCCAUGUCAGUCAGGACAACUGAGUCAAUGGAGCAAGAGGACAACAAAAGACCAUGCUCCACUGAGGUCUACAACAGCCAGUCGUACUGCAGAGACCACGAGGGAGCGAGGAAGGGACAGACGUCGUCAGAGGACAACGGAUCAAACAGAGAAGAGGGGAAGGAGGAAGAGAAGAAGGAGGCGGAGGAGGAGGAGGAAGUCCAGCCAUGCUCCAGAAAUGAACAACCUCCUGAAGUUUGGAUCUCUGAGUCGGGAUCAAAUGAGAAGUAUGGCGUCCUGCAUGGCGGAGGUGGAGGGAAGUGCCAACGUGAGGAUUGUGGAUUCCACCUCAAGUGCACCGACCGCUCCACGGGGUCGUCUCCGUGUAACUGCAGUCAGUGUAACGUUGCUUUCAAAGCCAAAGGGAGCCUCGCCGACCACCUGAGGUCUGAGCCACGCGGAAAAGAAACCUGUUGUUACCCAGACGACACAGAUGAAGGAGUCUGUGAGGACCAAUCAGUUCACCCUGACAAGCAAAGCCAGUCCUCUGAUCUGGGAGGAGGUGGACACGAUGGGGACGACGGUGCAAAGGACAAGGACGGUAGAUGCGAAGACAGCUGGUCCAAGGUGGCCGAAAGCUCCCUCUCCUCCGACAGUGAGAAACCUUGUUCGGGAAGUUCGCCGAUGGAGCCUGAGCCCAGCCGACCACUCGCACUCGACCCCAAGGAUUCUACCCAGAAGACCUCGGCCAGGACCAGGAGGGCCCUGUUCGCCCGCAGGCGCCUCGAUGCUUCAGCCUCCGUAUCCUCCAGAGGCUCCCAUUCUCCCACUGCUCAGUCCCUGACUCCGCGGAGGGAGCCGUCUCCACCGUGUAGCCCAUCGCCCGGGCCUCAGCGGCCCCCUGCUCCUCCUCCCUCCCUCUCCCCGUCCAGUUGUCAUGUCUCCACCUCCCCGCUGAGACCAGUCUCCCCCGUUAGAGGUCUUUCUCCUGUAAUAGUCCAGCCCCAUGGAUCGGAGUCCUCUGGGCCUCCGGGCUCCCUGGCAGACAGCUCUGCUCAGUGUCAAACCUGUCUUCACCCGCGGGACCGAGCGUCUGCAGCGAGACUGUCUGUGGACGAGGUCGGUCUGACCCACAUCACCCCACAUCCCACGCGGCUUCGGGGAGCCCACAACCUCCUGAGUCACCUCCCUCUGCACUCCCAGCAGCCGAGCAGGGCCCCGAGCCUCCUGAUUCCCAUCGGGGGGAUUCACAUGAUUCAGCCCAGGUCCCCCCUCCCGCUUUACAGCCUGGUGAGCAGCCCCGCAGCAGCCACAGUUAACCCCACAGGUACAGGGACACCCUGGAGGCUGGGGGGCUCUUUGAAGGGGAGGUUUCCUCAACUGCAGCGACAAGAUACUCUCAAAGAGACGUCGCCCAGCAGCCGAGGCAGCCCGGCGCACCCCGAGGCGUUAGGGGAAAUGUCCGGGAGCAGCCGCCCGGACGCUCUGUUAAACAGAAAGAGUCAGGGAUGUUUCAGCGUCCAGCGAGCGCCCAGCCCCAGGACAGAGACGAGGCACCCGGAGGUGAGCACAGACGCACAUGUUACAGGGAGGUGUGUUUACCACGAGAGCGCCCAAGGCCAAAACGAGACUCCCUCCUCCCAGACAUAACUCUGAUAGGAGGGAGAGUCUGAAGGGACAGUGCAAAAGACUGAGGACCAGAAUCUGCGUGUGAAAAUCCUGCACCGCACUCCGGUUCACAGUCCGAGGACAAAAAAGGCAAGAGCACUUGAGCACCGCUUUUGAAUGACGCUAUUAUGUAAUUAUAUGAAUAAUAUAUAUAUAGACACUAUGUUAGAUAUGCAGUAUGUUUUGUAAAUCUUUUUUUACCUUCUUGUUUGAUGUCAUUGGUGUUAAUUUAUUUAUGUGCUAUUAUGCAAAUUCUGUACUAUAUGCAAAAGCAGCUGGAAUGAAAAUAGACAAAGUUUUAAUCAGUUUCCCUAUUAACCCUUUGACAGCUCUAAUAUACUAUUGCUGUGUUAUUGUACUGUAUUACCAAAAUGGAUAUAGAAAGGUACUACAAAUAUUUAUUCACCCCGACCAGUAUUUUGAAGUGCAAUUUUACGUCAAGAUUGUGGUUUGAAUUGUCAUUCUUAAAGGCUGUGAUUAUUCUUAUUAUUGUUUGUCAGUUUUUGUU
This is a messenger RNA of Seriola dumerili (greater amberjack), 5659 nucleotides long. It is a transcript of the gene hivep3a, whose product is annotated as transcription factor HIVEP3-like. Gene Ontology annotation, biological process: regulation of transcription by RNA polymerase II. Gene Ontology annotation, cellular component: nucleus. The transcript has 8 exons. The record is from RefSeq and is a predicted model, not a curated record. The coding region runs from base 1 to 5133 and encodes 1710 amino acids. Lineage: Eukaryota; Metazoa; Chordata; Actinopteri; Carangiformes; Carangidae. Gene Ontology annotation, molecular function: DNA-binding transcription factor activity, RNA polymerase II-specific; RNA polymerase II cis-regulatory region sequence-specific DNA binding.